Lagenorhynchus albirostris (white-beaked dolphin) is the source of this 1725-nucleotide messenger RNA. It is a transcript of the gene PLSCR3, whose product is annotated as phospholipid scramblase 3. Gene Ontology annotation, molecular function: phospholipid scramblase activity. Gene Ontology annotation, biological process: plasma membrane phospholipid scrambling. The record is from RefSeq and is a predicted model, not a curated record. Gene Ontology annotation, cellular component: plasma membrane. The transcript is spliced from 7 exons. NCBI's taxonomy places the organism in Eukaryota, Metazoa, Chordata, Mammalia, Artiodactyla, Delphinidae. The coding region runs from base 754 to 1584 and encodes 276 amino acids.
GGGAGGAGGAGCCUGGGCUCCCGAGCCGCGCAAGCGGCCCUCGUUCCCACCAAGGGGCACUGACCACUCUGCGCCCGCAGGCCUGGCGGGAGUCGCAGGGCUAGGGCUCACCCGGCUACCCUCGCAGGCGAGCUUCAUCUCUGGGCUUCUGCAUCCGAGCGGAAAGGUCGGGGACGCCCGCCAAGCCGUGAAGCGGGUGGCCUGAAGUCCCGGCGCCGCAGGAGAGCCGGCAGUCUUCCUGCGCAGGCGCUCUGCUCAGCUGGGAGGGGCGGGGCCUGGACGGGUCGGGGGGUGGAGUCAGCUCCUGGGCCCGCCUCCACCAGCUCCCGAGAGCUGCAGAGUGCUGGGCACCCGGGCUAUUCUAGGGGCUUCAGGUGAGCAGGGGGAACGGGUCAGGAGACCUCCCUUGAGGUGGGGCCGUCGGUCUGACUGCGGGUCCAUCUGUCCUGCCGUCUGCCAACAGCCGCCUCUGCGGAGAAUGGGAGAACAAAGGGAGGGGGCGGUUCUGGGGCCCCUGAGGGAAUCCAGGGUCCCAGGGCCCCCGCCUUGCCCGCUGACACUUUCGGUUUCUCCCCGAGUCAGAAGCGCUGCCCUGGAGACCCUGGGCCGGCGCUGGGCGCAGCUGCCGCUCUGCGUUUGCCUGUCCAUCUUUGUGUCUGUCUUUGUGUCUGUCUGGCUGUCUCCGAGCUUGCCUCCACUUCUAGAACUAAGCCUCCGGGACAGCGACAUCCCGCGAACCCUCGCCCUCCUCCCAUGGCAGGCUACUUGCCCCCCACAGGCUACGCCCCUUCGCCCCCACCUCCCUACCCUGUGACCGCUGGGUACCCGGAGCCGACGCUGCAUCCUGGGCCCGGGCCGGGGCAGGCACCAAUGCCCGCCCACGUGCCUACCCCUGCGCCCGGCUUUGCUGUCUUCCCCUCGCCCGGCCCUGGGGCCCCGGGACCAGCUGCCCCCUUUUUGCCACUGCCAGGGGUGCCUUUUGGCCUCGAAUUCCUGGCGCAGAUUGAUCAGAUCUUGAUUCACCAGAAGGCUGAGCGGGUGGAAGCGCUCCUGGGCUGGGAGACCUGUAACCGCUACGAACUGCGCUCGGGAGCCGGACAGCCCCUGGGUCAGGCGGCAGAGGAGAGCAACUGCUGUGCGCGGCUAUGCUGUGGCGCCCGCCGGCCCCUGCGUGUGCGCCUGGUGGACCCCGGGGACAGAGAGAUGGAAGUACAGGCUCCACCAGGCACCACCAUUGGCCACGUUCUACAGACCUGGCAUCCCUUCCUCCCCAAGUUCUCCAUCCAAGACGCUGACCGCCAGACCGUCCUGCGAGUGGUGGGGCCCUGCUGGACCUGUGGCUGUGGCACAGACACCAACUUUGAGGUGAAGACUCCAGAUGAAUCCCGCAGUGUGGGCCGCAUCAGCAAGCAGUGGGGUGGGCUGCUCCGAGAAGCCCUCACCGAUGCAGAUGACUUCGGCCUGCAGUUCCCACUGGACCUGGAUGUGAGGGUGAAGGCUGUGCUGCUGGGAGCCACGUUCCUCAUUGACUACAUGUUCUUCGAGAAGCGAGGAGGCGCUGGGCCCUCUGCCAUCACCAGUUAGAGGCCACCUCGGGGUGAGGAGACCAUCAUCUCAACCAGAAUUCAAGAUGGUCACCUGCCCCGGCCCCGCCUCAGAGGCAGCCCCUUUCCCUCCAUGUGCACUGCAGGGGAGAGACAGGGCUGCCUGAGAGGCUGGAGGCUU